Molecule: messenger RNA, 529 nt
Organism: Eruca vesicaria subsp. sativa (arugula)
Lineage: Eukaryota; Viridiplantae; Streptophyta; Magnoliopsida; Brassicales; Brassicaceae
Source: the annotation of a GenBank genome assembly
AUGGCUAAAGCAUGGAUGUGCAUUUGCUUCCUCAUCACCUUCUACCUCUCGUCAGAAAGAAACUUUAUCAAAGUCAACGCAGAGAUGAAGACAUGGUGUGUGGCUAAACCAUCUUCGGAUCAAGCAGCACUACUUGAUAACAUAAACUUCGCAUGUUCUCAUGUGGAUUGUCGCGUUCUUUCGAGUGGAUGUCCAUGUUACUCCCCCGGUAAUCUCAUAAACCAUGCUUCUGUCGCCAUGAAUCUUUAUUACCAAGCUAAUGGAAGAAACUAUUGGAACUGCAAUUUCAAGAACUCUGGACUCAUUGUCAUAACUAACCCCAGCUAUGGAAACUGCUACUACGAUUACAAAUGAGCAAAAAAAACAUAAGACUUUAUUACAAGAAAUCAAAGGAGCAUGUUACGAGUUUUAAUCUAAAUAUCCAGAGUUUCAAUUUUUUGAUAUUCCAAGUGUUAAAUGUUUAGUUUUUUUUUUUUUUGAACCUAUGUUAUUAGUUCUUGAAACUUUAUCAGCACUUAAUUAAAAGGUC